Messenger RNA from Neurospora tetraspora, 1335 nucleotides. RefSeq lists its product as uncharacterized. The transcript has 3 exons. NCBI's taxonomy places the organism in Eukaryota, Fungi, Ascomycota, Sordariomycetes, Sordariales, Sordariaceae. The coding region runs from base 1 to 1335 and encodes 444 amino acids. The record is from RefSeq and is a predicted model, not a curated record.
AUGGAAGGCGGAAAGCUGGGCAACUGGAAGGUUCUUCGUCACGUCCCUGGUGUUGACAAAGUGAAGGUAGCACAGCUUGCCCUUACUGUCCCUGUUGGAGACCAGCCGGGACCCCUCCCAAAGGCAACCCCCGGACGACGCCGCAACAACCGCCAUUCCGGCAACGCUAUCGCUCGCAGAACAUAUGCUUCGGAAAACGACAUGCCGUCUGAAGGCUCCUAUCCGAUUAACUUUGGCCCUCCCGCCCCGUUUACGCCGCACAAGUCGGGCACCAAGUCGGGGACAAACAGCCCGGCCCCGGAACCGCAGGCAAACGGCUCUAGGCCCAAACCCCGUUCAGCCAAGUCCUCGAGGUCCAACAAGCAGGUGUCCUCAACAUCCCCGGCGUCGACACCGGGCCCAUCCAAGAACUACCGGACCAGUCCUCCGCAGACAGCGGCUCUGCCCAAGUCGGUCUUCCCCCCUGCGUUUGCCGGUGGUUCCUUCCACGCCUCCCCGGCUCCGUCCGCGCUCCCAAUUCCUAGCUUUCUAGCCAAGUCGAUGGACUCCCCCAGCGUUAAGGAUACCGGCCGAGCCAACUCGGAGCCUUCACCUCCAGCCACCGACUCGGAAGCACCCACGCCUCGAACCCGUUUCCCCGUCAGUGACAUUUCCCGAGAGGAAUCUCCACUUGACUUCUUCUUCCGCGCCGACCGUGCCGAGAAGGAGAGAGCUCGGAGCGGAAGUUCGGCCAACGUGUACGCCCAUAGCCCGAGCUUGUUCUCGCCCCAAGGACAAGGCCCCUCACCUCAGGAACCCCGGACUCUCCCCACUGGCACGAACCUACAUGGAGCCCGGUUACAUCACUCUGAGCCAGCCCAGCCGAAUUACUCGAUGGGCUUCUCUACCAAUGAGCUAGGCGGAAACCCAGGCCGCUCUAUGGGGCCAGCUUUCUCGAGACCCUAUCAUGAACGCAUUCGUGAUGCAAGGUCGAGCGAAGGGCAACCUGGCGUUGCCUCGAAUGUUCCUCGGCAACAUCAGCAACAACAGCAGCAGGAACCUAAUAUGGACCCUAGUGAGAAGCUCAAGAGAUUCCUUGCAAUCCCAGCGGUCCGAGAUAGUCAACCGGCAAAUCAACCACCGAGUCAUCCGGCGAGCCAGCACACGUUCCCAGGCCACCUUCGUGGCGGUGAGUUGCAUGGCACGCAACCACCACCGCCCGCUUCAUUUCCUCAACCCGUCGAUCAACAUCGGUCGGCAGAUAUUCAACACAUGGAGGAUAGCCUUCGUCGGAUCUUGAAGCUUGAUGCUCCGGUCAAUCUAAGGGCAUCCGCAACCAACUAUCAAAGCUCCUAA